Recurvomyces mirabilis is the source of this 1746-nucleotide messenger RNA. RefSeq lists its product as uncharacterized. Gene Ontology annotation, molecular function: transmembrane transporter activity. Gene Ontology annotation, biological process: transmembrane transport. The transcript has 8 exons. NCBI's taxonomy places the organism in Eukaryota, Fungi, Ascomycota, Dothideomycetes, Mycosphaerellales, Teratosphaeriaceae. The record is from RefSeq and is a predicted model, not a curated record. Gene Ontology annotation, cellular component: membrane. Bases 1 to 1746 code for a protein of 581 amino acids.
AUGACAGUCAACCAGAUGGAUGCAUCCGUCAAGGCCGACCCAACAGUCCAUCUUGAGAAGGGAUCACAGUCUGAGGACUCUUCUGACCAUGGCUUGCCGUCAGAUGAAAAGACUGAUGGCAAGAUCCCCCGAGUUGAGAGCACGGCUGAGACAGAUGCUUUCAUCGACCUCAUGAACGCCCAGCUUGCGCCUGUGGAGAAGAGAUCGUCUAUCUUUCGACCUACUUUCAAGGAUCCGCGCUACUUUACUUGGACUAUGGUCUUGUUCGCUUCGAUGGACGGCUUACUGUUCGGCCUCGACCAGUCAUCAAUAUCGGGCGCCAAUCUCACGUUGCCAUAUGAUCUUGGCUUUACCGUAAGACAGCAAAGUCUCGUAAACGGUUUGAUGCCUGCUGGAGCCGUCGUCGGCGCACUUCUACUGUCGCCCGUAAAUGAAUACUUUGGCAGGCGAGGAGCCAUCAUCCUUUCCACUAUCCUAUACACCAUUGGCGCGGCACUCGAAGCUGGAGCAAUGGACUAUGCCAUGAUGUUGUCCGGACGACUUGUACUCGGAUUGGGCAUUGGCAUCGAGACAGGUACCGUGCCUGUGUACGUUGCUGAAACGGUGGAGAGGCGCUUCCGAGGCAAUCUGGUAUCGUUGUAUCAAUUCAAUAUUGCUCUAGGUGAGGUAUUUGGCUUUGUUGUGGCUGCCAUCUUCAUUAGAGUCAAAGGCAAUUGGCGGUACAUCCUCGGAUCCUCAAUCGUCUUCUCAGUUAUCAUGUUUACUGGUAUGCUAUUUCUCCCGGAAUCACCAAGAUACCUAGCACACUCUGGGAAGACCUUGGAAGCCUUCGCAGUCUGGAAGCGUAUCCGAGGCCUCAACGAUCCUGCUUCUCGCGCUGAAUUCCACAUCAUGGUCUUGAGUGUUGAAGAGCGAGAGCGAGAGAAGGCGAAUAAGACUGGUGGCAAUCACUUCGCAUGGUUGGAUCUCUUCCGGGUCCCUCGUGCUCGCCGAGCAUUCGUCUACGCCAACACUAUGAUGCUGCUUGGCCAAUUCGUCGGAAUCAACGGCAUAAUGUACUACAUGAGUGUGUUAAUGACGCAGAUUGGAUUCGAUCCUGUUACCGCCGUCUACAUGUCCAUGGUAGGCGGAGGGUCACUAUGGCUCGGAACUAUACCUGGAAUUCUGUACAUGGAGAAGUUUGGUCGCCGCUUCUGGGCGAAUACCAUGCUCCCUGGAUUCUUUAUCGGCCUCGUCUUGAUCGGCGUCAGCUACACUCUUGACCUUGUCACCCAGCAGACAGCGACCGUAGGCCUAUAUAUUACGGGCUUGAUCCUAUACAUGGGUUUUUAUGGUACUUACGCCUGCCUCACCUGGGUCAUCCCGUCUGAGGUGUAUCCUACAUAUCUUCGCAGCUAUGGCAUGACCAGCUCAACCGCGAUGAUAAACUUGGGCAACUUCGUCAUCUCCUACAACUUCACCGGCAUGCAAGAGGCCAUGACCAAGCCCGGUCUCACACUCGGUUUCUUCGGCGGCAUCGCAGUAAUUGGCUGGUUCUAUCAGAUGAUCUUCAUGCCCGAGACGAAGAACUUGACAUUGGGGGAAAUCGACAUUGUGUUCUCGAAGCCUACCAAGCGGUUGGCUCAGGAGAAUAUCAGCAAUGUGACCAAAGCCGCUUCUCAGAUCGCUCACUUCCGGUUCAAAGAAUUAUUUGCUGAUGUUACUAAGGAGCGGGUCGAGCUAGACCGGGAGGUCUUUGGCCACUAG